This is a messenger RNA of Plectropomus leopardus (leopard coralgrouper), 2480 nucleotides long. It is a transcript of the gene npepl1, whose product is annotated as aminopeptidase like 1. The record is from RefSeq and is a predicted model, not a curated record. Lineage: Eukaryota; Metazoa; Chordata; Actinopteri; Perciformes; Serranidae. Gene Ontology annotation, biological process: proteolysis. Gene Ontology annotation, molecular function: metalloaminopeptidase activity; manganese ion binding. Gene Ontology annotation, cellular component: cytoplasm.
CCGGCCCGGGCUGUUCAGUGAACGACAGCAGUCCGUCAGCUCUCCGUCUCUCUCCGGCUACUCACAAACAUGGCGAAUGUGGUGCUGGAGUUCAAGGCUUCAGCCGGUGACUCCGAGCCACAGAAUCGGCCUGUCCUGAUCAUCGGACAGCUGACCAACUUGCAGAAAGUCGGCUGGAGCCAAGUCAAAGGAAAACUGCAGCCGGCCGUUAGCAAAGAGACCUGGCAGGCAGCUCUCAGUGCUCUGAACCCGAACCCCACGGACAGCUGCCCUCUGUACCUCAAUCAUGCUGCAGUGGCUGCCCUUCCGUCUCGGGUCAGCAGGCACAACAGCCAGUCCUCUGCCCACUUUGUGUCCCGUCUGGUCCGUUCAUGCCUGCCUGGGGGGAACAACCGCUGCAUUGUGAUGGUGUGUGAGCGUUCAGAUGUGUUUGCGUCGUCCUGUGCCGUUGCCAGGGCCUUCCCCAUCUUCUCUCGCCGCUCCUCGUCUUCACGCAGGGCUGAGAAGAAACACGUCACCGUGGAAUUUAUUAUCGUUGGCCAAGAGAGCACUUCUGUGGAAUCUGCAGAACUUGAGUGUCUCUCUAAUGCUGCUCAAGGAGUGCGGAUGGCAGCUCGGAUUGUGGACACACCAUGCAAUGAGAUGAAUACAGAUCACUUCUUGGAUGAGAUCAAAGCUGUGGGAACUGAACUGGGAAUAACUCCAGUGAUUAUUCGAGGAGAGGAGCUGAAACAAAGAGGCUUUGGAGGUAUUUAUGGAGUUGGCAAGGCAGCAGAGCAUCCUCCAGCAUUAGCAGUCCUGAGCCACACACCAGAUGGUGCUACCCAAACCAUUGCAUGGGUUGGCAAGGGCAUUGUGUAUGACACUGGAGGACUCAGCAUCAAGGGAAAGACCACAAUGCCAGGGAUGAAGAGAGACUGUGGUGGAGCUGCUGCCAUUUUGGGAGCUUUCAGAGCUACUAUCAAACAGGGCUUUAAGGAUAACCUCCACGCAGUGUUUUGCCUCGCAGAGAAUGCAGUUGGACCCACAGCCACAAGACCUGAUGAUAUCCACACUCUUUACUCUGGAAAGACAGUGGAGAUCAAUAACACUGAUGCAGAGGGCAGGCUAGUGUUGGCUGAUGGAGUGGUGUACGCCAGCAAAGACCUGUCAGCUGAUAUUAUUCUGGAUAUGGCCACACUGACGGGGGCACAGGGGAUCUCUACAGGGAAGUACCAUGCAGCUGUGAUGACUAACAGUGAGCAGUGGGAGGUUGCGUGUGUGCGCGCCGGCCGCAGCAGCGGAGAUCUUGCUCAUCCCCUGGUCUACUGUCCCGAGCUGCACUUCAGCGAGUUCACCUCUGCCAUGGCUGAUAUGAAGAACUCUGUGGCAGACCGCGAGAAUGCCCAGAGCUCCUGCGCUGGCCUCUUCAUUGGUUCCCACUUGGGCUUCGAUUGGCCUGGUGUCUGGGUCCAUGUUGAUAUCGCCUCUCCUGUCCAUGCUGGAGAGCGUGCCACAGGAUUUGGCGUUGCUUUGCUAAUGGCCCUGUUUGGUCAGGCGUCAGAUGACUCCAUGCUGAACCAAGUGUCUCCUCUGGGUGCCUCCACCAACAUGUCUGAGGACCAGAUGGAGCGUGACUGCAAGAGACGAAGACUGGUGUAGAACAUACAGACACACACACACACACGCACACAACGGUUUACUCCCAACCUUGACCGCUCCACUGCCUCACACACUGAAAUGUUGAAAAAAGUGCUCAUCCAGUUAGACUUAAAACAUUUUAAACUGUGAUUCUAUGUCCUGUGUUUGAUUAAAUUUCACUGAAUAAAACAGUCAAUCAUCAGUAAAUCAUAAAGUGUGUUAUACGUGAUGAAACACGGGCCCUCAUUUGUCCUCAUGACUCGGCACUUGAUCACCUCUGUAGCCUCUCCUUCUUUCCGUUGCCCUUUAUGAAGAUUUAUAGAUUAAUACGAAAUCUGAAAUUUAAAAAAAGGUGGUUAAUCUUAAUGGCACAUUAAUUAACAAGUCUUUGUUUUUUCAGCAGUGCUUCUUUGUAAAUGUUCAUAUUUUACAUUGUCAUUACGUUUAAUGACAAGUUAAAAGUUUUACCUCAUAAAUGCUUGUUUCUUAAAUACCCGCCGCAUAAUACUUUAAUGCAAAUCAAGGAUUGUUGCGUAAAUGUUGUCUUUGUUAAAAAAUACUGGGUCAGGAUCAGCAAAGCUAGCGUUUUUGGCAACCACUGCACUUUGUACUCACCCUGUGUAUAGUUGGAUUGUGUGAUCUCUGGACCAAACUCAGGAGGGAGUGCUCAUUGCGGUAUUUAACUGUUUCGCAACCAUGACAGAUGAGUAAUUGACAGUCUGUGCCACAUAUGCUUUGUCAGCACAAAAUACACAUACAAGAUGUUAACUGUAAGUAUUCGACUGAUUCCAGCACAAGUAUGAUGUUUCUUCGGCCUUGUGACAAUCAAAUUGUCCCUCAAUAAAGUGGGUGCCAUCUGA